Messenger RNA from Coniophora puteana RWD-64-598 SS2, 914 nucleotides. RefSeq names its product GTP-binding protein. Gene Ontology annotation, molecular function: GTP binding; GTPase activity. Gene Ontology annotation, biological process: protein folding. Gene Ontology annotation, cellular component: cytoplasm; microtubule cytoskeleton. The record is from RefSeq and is a predicted model, not a curated record. The transcript has 6 exons. The coding region runs from base 123 to 755 and encodes 210 amino acids. Lineage: Eukaryota; Fungi; Basidiomycota; Agaricomycetes; Boletales; Coniophoraceae.
GCAAGCUGACUCGAUAUCGGCUCGCUGAUACGUUGUGAAAGUUUGUUGUCAUAUCAAGCCAGCAGUACUGUUCCAUUCGUGUCAUCUUCGUGUCAUCUUCGUGGUUGCUUCGCUAGGUCAAGAUGGGACUACUGACAAUCAUCCGAAAGUCGCGGCAGAAGGAGAAGGAGAUGCGCAUUCUCUUUCUCGGUCUUGAUAAUGCAGGUAAGACGACAAUCCUGAAGAAACUCAAUGGGGAGGAUAUCAUGAGGGUCAGCCCUACGCUCGGCUUCAACAUCAAGACUUUCGUCCACAGAAAUUACACCCUGAACAUAUGGGAUGUCGGUGGUCAGCGGACCCUGCGUCCAUAUUGGCGUAACUAUUUCGAACAGACAGAUGCGAUCGUGUGGGUCGUCGACUCAAGCGACCGCAUGCGCAUGAAGGACUGCAAAGAGGAGCUGCACAGUCUUCUCCUCGAGGACAGACUCGUCGGUGCCUCACUGCUUGUCUUUGCCAACAAGCAAGACAUAGCUGGCUCGCUGACCGACUCCGAAAUUCGUGACGCACUCGAUCUCUCUAGCAUCCGAUCGCACAACUGGACGAUCUGGCCAUGCAGUGCGGUCACGGGCGAUAACCUCAUAACCGGGCUUGAUUGGGCCGUCGAUGAUGUUGCGAGGCGCAUCUACUACAGCUCGACGACUCCGGCUUUCGCACCGACAACCGCACCGUUGAAGACGGCGUCGCAAGAGGCUCGCUCAGGGACACAGGUCGCCUAGUAUUGCAAGCGUCAUCACGCCGUAUCACCAUUCUACGGAUCUUUGCUAUGUUUUUUGUAUUUCGGAGUUCAUGUAUAUCUCCGUGACCGCAUUUACUCAUAUGUUGCCGUGAACAGAAUGGAAACCAGAUGAGUCUCCAGCUCCAGUGAGCUACACUCC